UUCUUGAACCCAGAUCAUUCGAAGAUAAAGAGAUCAAUGAAUUGCAUGACAAAGAAGAAGUUGAAACCGAGAAUAUAAAGUUAAAACAGGAUUUAGAUGAAUUUAAAAAAAAAUUAGAGUCUAAGAAAAAUCAUAAAUUUCAGGAAAAAUGUAUCCUAAUAGCUCAAGUAUUACUUGGAGAAAAGCUGAUAAUUGAGUAUCGUCCUCUCUAUUUGAAUGGGUUGGAACUUGAUGCCUUCUUCCAAAAAUACCGAAUUGCAUUAGAAGUACAAGAGAAUCAGCAUCGGUUUCAUAGCACUAGCUGGUAUAAAGAUAUCAAAAAACUUGAGGAUAUUUAUGGUACGAUGAAAAGCCAAAAAUUGUCAUUCUGA
Molecule: messenger RNA, 371 nt
Organism: Racocetra persica
Lineage: Eukaryota; Fungi; Glomeromycota; Glomeromycetes; Diversisporales; Gigasporaceae
Source: the annotation of a GenBank genome assembly